CCUGCAGUCAGAGCUGGAGCGGCCCCCCCCGCCCCCUCCCCGGCCCAAGGUGAUGGCCGUCCCCUACGAGUCCCAGUCCAGCCCCACGGCAACCCACGGCUCUUCCCCACGCUCCCUCUGGCCCACCAGCGGCCCCACAGAACGCUCGUACGAGUACAAGCCCUACGGCGGGCAGAUGGGCCGGGCCGGCUCGCCGCGGCUGCCGACGGAGGGCUCGGGGUCUCAGGCCUUCUUCCCAGAGAGGGGGUCAUCGCCACGGCCUCCUGUGCCGCCCCCGUACGAGAGCCACAGCCUGUACCCCUCUGCUGUGCCGAGCAACUUCGCACCCUUCAGAGCUCAAGACGACCUGGUGAUCCGGAGAAAGACGCCGAAGGGGUGGAACGAAUCUGACCUGGACGUGGCUUAUGAGAAAAAGGGUUCCCAUUCCCUCGGCUAUGAGCGGGGAGAGGCUCACCUGGGCCUGCGCCCGAGCGCGCCAGGGCUCCAUUUGGCUCCCUGGAGAGAAUCGAGUCUCGACGGGGGCAUUGGACAAGGCAAGGAGGAGCAUUAUGGGGUGCACAGUGCCACGCUGCCCCGAAACUACAAGGCAUUCCCGCCGGCCCCGGAGAGGCGUCAGGAAAGUUCCUUCCGCCGGUCCCUCACCGCCAACCAGGCCGGGACCCUGCCCCGCAACUGGCAGCCGAUCUCCCGCAUCCCCAUGCCACCCCCCAGCCCCCAGGGCAGCCUCCCCAAACGCCACAAGCCCCUGCCCCUCUCCAUGAUCUUCAAGCUGCAGAACGCCUUCUGGGAGUACGGAGCAUCGGGCACGAAGCUUCCCCCCUUUCAGGGGCCCCCGGGGGCUCCGCUUCUCCUCCGUUCCCUCCAGAAGCAGGUGAUGCAGCAACCCCAGCACCAGGCCAGGAUGGCCCCACCUGGGAGCGAAGGAAAUGGCUUCCCCAGGGCUGCCAACGCAGCAGCCGAGCCUGUCCGGGUGAUCCCCAUCAUCCUUACGCCGAGCGAGCCGGAGCCGGAGCCGGAGCUGGAGAAUCUUCCGUCGGUCACAGAGCCAGCAGAGAUGGAUGAAUUCGCCCGGCCGCUGAGCCCCACUCGGCUGCAGCCCGUCCUGCCUCCUGAGGCCCAGAAAGUGCCCGAGUUUGAGGAGGUGGCUCGUGUCCUGGCAGAGAUGCCCCGUCCCUUGAAGCGGCGUGGCUCCAUGGAGCAGAGCCCCAGCCCGGCUCUGCCGCCCACCCACAAGAAGCAGUACCAGCAGAUCAUCAGCCGCCUCUUCCACCACCAGCCCCACAAAGAGGAGGCGGCCCCCGUGGGAGAAGCCCCUGGUGGGGCACAGACCGAGCUGCCCCCCAUCACAGAGGCCGCGGAGCAGAAGGCCCCGGGGAUGUCCGUGGCAUCCGUGGCACCGGCCCCUGCCCCAGCAGCUGCAGCAGCGUCCCCUCCGGCGCCACCCAUCCCACCUCCUCCCGAGAGCCCGGCUGCUCCCCUCACGCCUUUGCCCAGCCCGGAGAAACGCUCCGUGCUACGCAAACUCUCUUCCCCACGGAAGCGGCUGCUGAAAAGGGCCCGACUCAACCCCUUGGUCCUGCUUCUCGACGCAGCCCUGACUGGAGAACUGGAGGUGGUGAAGGAGGCAGUGGAGGAACUGAACGAUCCUAGCCAGCCCAAUGACGAGGGGAUUACCGCACUCCACAAUGCCAUUUGUGGGGCCAAUUACAACAUUGUGGACUUCCUCAUCAACAUUGGGGCCAACGUCAACUCCCCAGACAGCCAUGGAUGGACGCCGUUGCACUGCGCAGCCUCCUGUAACGAUACGGCCAUCUGUGUGGCUUUGGUCAAGCACGGGGCUGCCAUCUUUGCCACCACCUUCAGCGACGGAAGCAUGGCCAUCGAGAAGUGUGACCCCUACCGCGAGGGCUACAGCGAGUGCUUUAGUUACCUGGCAGAUGUGGAGCAGAACAUGGGCCUGACGAACAACGGCGUUGUGUAUGCCUUGUGGGACUACAGCGCAGAGUUCAGCGAUGAGCUCUCUUUCCGCGAAGGGGAGCCUGUCACCGUGUUGCGCCGGGACAGCCAGGAGGAGACAGACUGGUGGUGGGCCUCGCUCUACGGCCAGGAGGGCUAUGUGCCCAAAAACUAUUUUGGGCUCUUCCCCAGGGUGAGGCCCCAGCAGAACAAGGCAUAGCGUGCGUCCCGGCCAUUCGUGGAGGAACUGAAAGGAUGUGUCCGGACAGGAACCAGGAUGACACCACACCUUCUCCCUGCUGCUCCUGAGCUCCCUGCCUUGCGGGGAGAGCGCUUUGUGCCUCUUGCGCCUGUGGAGGUUGUGACAGUGACUGCAGAGGGGGACUCCCCUGCUUCUGAUUGACUGGACCCUGAGCUCUCACGGGGCCCUGUGGGGGACGGAUGACCUUGAAUUGGGGGCAGGGAGUGGGAACCCACCUAGCUGCUGAACUCCUUCCCCUUUGGCCCUUCUCUCCCCUGCUUCCAUAUCCGACCGCACCACCUGGAGGACGAGUGAUCCCCCCUCUUAUGUGGCCCCUUUCUCAAAGCAAGGGUGUCACUACUCUGGACAUGGAGGGGUUUGCCAAAACCAAUGCAGGGUCCUUGUAGCAGACCCCUCCACCUUUUGGCUUGCACCUACACCCUUCACUGUGACACACUUAGGAGGCACCAUGUGGGACAAAAUGUUUUUUGAUCAGCUGAACAGUUCAAACUCUUUC
Pogona vitticeps (central bearded dragon) is the source of this 2714-nucleotide messenger RNA. NCBI's taxonomy places the organism in Eukaryota, Metazoa, Chordata, Lepidosauria, Squamata, Agamidae. The record is from RefSeq and is a predicted model, not a curated record.